CCUGAUCGGACCGAUGUUGUUUACAUGUGAACUUUAGCCAGCAAAGUGUUGAUUCGGAAGCUGCGAGAGGAUGAAGAACGAGAGAAGCCGUUGCUGACGGCGUAGGAUUAGCUGCUUGCCAAGAUUGGCCAAGUAGGAGUGCAUAUAAAAUAAUGCCACUGUAAUUAGUUUAGAUAAACUGAAUAUUUGCAUCACUAUUCUCGGAAUGUAGAAUAAAACAUCGCAGAAAUAACGAUUUUAAUGAUAUAAAGAAUUUUUGUCGACCAAGAUUUUUAUAACAAUACUCCAAAAUGGUGCUGAUUACUGCUUCAGUGUGUACCAAGGGAGGAAAGAGUUGCAAAAUUGAUAGUAAGACAAAAUGGGAUUCUUUCUACACCAUCAGUAUCUACAAUAAUUGAAUAUUGAUAUUGAUAAAAUUCAAUCUACUAGUGUACAAGUAGAUAAAAAAUCACUCACUGUAGAUAUUAUUGAUUCUGUAGCUGAUUAUGCCAGUCUAAUGAAAGAAAUAUUUGAUUUCGCAUCCAUAAAAAAAUUACUUCAGAGAAGUGCAGAGCAUCCUGCUUUUCGAGUUUUUACUAAUGCAAUGAAUGAAGUUAGGAGUAAGCGAUUCCAGGACAGUCAAUUGUGUACCCAAAGAUGAUUUUGGAGGUUUACAUCCAGAUCCAAAUUUGAUUUAUGCAGCUGAUUUGAUAAAUGCUGUUAAAAAUGGACCUUAUGCUUUUGAAGCUGCAUUUGAUGGUGAUCGAGAUAGAAAUAUGAUUAUUGGGAAAAAAGCAUUUUUUGAUCAUCCAUCAAAUUCAUUAGCAGUUCUAACAACCAACUUGAAAGUUAUUCCAUAUUUUAUCAAGACUAGAAUUAAAGGAUGUGCAAGAUCCAUGUCUACUUAUGCUGCUAUUGAUAGGGUAGCUAAAAAAACCAAUAUUGAAGGUUUUCAGGUACCAACUGGAUGGAAGUAUUUUGCUAAUUAGUUUGUGUAGUUUAGGUAAGCUAUCAGAGCAAUCAGUUCAGCGUACUUGGCUGCCUUGGAUUGUUUGAUUAGACGAUUGUUUAUUGCUGCUAGGAUUACAUUUCAAGUUUUCGUAACUAACAGUUAUUUCAUUAUUCAUUCGUAUUCGCCAAGUAAUUAGACGUUGAAAAUCUUUAAAGCAAGAUGAUCAUUUUUAUCUAAUAAUACAAUAAUUACAUUUUAAUUAACGUCGUCGAAACUUUUGUAAAUUUAUUUUAAGUUCCUCAAAUUGGUUCUACUGACUUUUUCACAAUACUUUCCAGUUUUAGAGGGAGUAUAUAAUCUCUUUUUAUCAGUCUACAGAUUAAGGAUAGAAUGGUAUAAAAACGCGUUUUAUUUGUAUAGGUAAAUUAAUUUCAUUUAGUAUAUUUAUUGUUUUUUAAGCUUAAAGAUAAUUUUUUUGAGCUGGACUGAAUGAAGAUUAUGAAAAAUUGCGAUUAAAUUCGCAUUAACAUUUUGAACUUCAGUGAAAAGUGCUGUCGGUAAAAAAUAUUAUUAUAGAAUAAUGAAUUAGGAAGCCGUUUUAAGGGUCAACAGCAUUUUUCUAUGCAUAAUAAAAAAUAUUACUUUAUUAAUUCCAGUGCACUUAUUUACGUACGCAAAAGAUUUAUUAAUCGUAAUAACUCCAAAUCAAGCUUCAGAAGGUUAAAACGUUCAUAGACUAUUGUAUAACUUUGAUGUAAUCUUGUACAAUAAAAAAAUGUU
Messenger RNA from Phymastichus coffea, 1711 nucleotides. RefSeq names its product phosphoglucomutase-1-like. Gene Ontology annotation, biological process: carbohydrate metabolic process. The record is from RefSeq and is a predicted model, not a curated record. Gene Ontology annotation, molecular function: phosphoglucomutase activity. Lineage: Eukaryota; Metazoa; Arthropoda; Insecta; Hymenoptera; Eulophidae. The transcript has 5 exons. The coding region runs from base 588 to 968 and encodes 126 amino acids. Gene Ontology annotation, cellular component: cytosol.